UAUACAUGUCCAAUUAGCUUCGUUGAGCUAGCUAUUCAGGGACAUCUCUGGCGGCGGACUGCUGUGACCGUGCCAGACAAGGAUCGGAGCUUAAGUGCAAUCGAACGAUAUACAUGCAGCGAUUUGCUCCAGAUCAAGCUGGUCUGCAUCGCGUGGAUCCAUUUAUCUGAUCAAGCCAAUAGUAGGAUUGUGCGUCCGGAUCCAUUUACACGAUCACCAUGACGACAGAAAUCUCCACCUCCAUAAACAUCAAGGAGCCUCGAUGGGACCAAGGGACGUUUAUGGGCCGGGCCAAACACUUCUUCACUGUUACCGACCCCCGCAACGUCCUGCUUACUAAUGAACAACUAGAGAAUGCACACAAAGUCAUCAGUGACUACCGGCAAGGGGUGAUGUCCCCCGGGCUGACAGAGGACGAGCUAUGGAGAGCCAAGUACAUCUUUGACUCAGCCUUCCACCCAGACACUGGAGAGAAGAUGAUCCUGAUUGGCCGCAUGUCGGCUCAGGUCCCCAUGAACAUGACCAUCACUGGCUGUAUGAUGACCUUCUACAAGACAACUCCAGCUGUAGUCUUAUGGCAGUGGAUCAAUCAGUCCUUCAAUGCAAUAGUCAACUACACCAAUAGGAGUGGAGAUGCUCCUCUCUCAGUUAAUCAGCUUGGCACAGCCUAUGUAUCUGCUACCACAGGGGCAGUAGCCACGGCUCUAGGACUAAAUGCACUAACAAAGCACAUAUCUCCCCUCAUAGGGAGGUUAGUUCCCUUCGCUGCUGUUGCUGCUGCGAACUGCAUCAACAUCCCUCUCAUGAGGCAACGGGAACUGAAACACGGCAUUCCGAUAACAGACGAGAACGACAACCGGUUAGGAGAGUCAACCACCGCCGCUAAGCAGGCCAUCUCCCAGGUGGUGGUGUCUAGAAUCCUCAUGGCCUCUCCUGGAAUGGCUAUCCCUCCAUUUUUAAUGAACACCUUGGAAAAGAAAGCCUUCCUAAAGAAGUUCCCGUGGAUGAGUGCACCUAUUCAAGUGGUCUUGGUGGGAUUCUGCCUGGUGUUUGCCACUCCGCUAUGCUGUGCACUGUUCCCCCAGAAGAGCUCUAUGUCAGUAAGCAGAUUGGAGCCAGAGCUUCAGGAGAAGAUCCGUGCGAGCCACCCUGGGGUGGAGAGGAUCUACUUCAACAAAGGACUAUGAGUGUCCAGCUCACCAACAACCCUCCUGGCACUACCAUACUACCCUCUCACCAUCUGUACUGGUGGCAGACACCAACCCUCCUGGCACUACAAUACUACCCUCUCACCAUCUGUACUGGUAGCAGACACCAACCCAGACACCAACCCCAACCCACCGCCAACCCUCUUCCUCAUUCUGCCAAAGUUUUGUUUUGCUUCUCAUCCUCAACUGCCCUCCUUUUUCUCCUCCUCUCCACAGACAGAGUCCCUUGUUCCCUCCUCCCUUCACCCUCUCUCUGUCACCCUCUCUCUGUCACCCUCUCUCUGUCACCCUCUCUCUGUCACCCUCUCUCUGUCACCCUCUCUCUGUCACCCUCUCUCUGUCACCCUCUCUCUGUCACCCUCUCUCUGUCACCCUCUCUCUGUCACCCUCUCUCUGUCACCCUCUCUCUGUCACCCUCUCUCUGUCACCCUCUCUCUGUCACCCUCUCUGUCACCCUCUCUGUCACCCUCUCUGUCACCCUCUCUGUCACCCUCUCUGUCACCCUCUCUGUCACCCUCUCUGUAACCCACUCUGUCACCCACUCUGUCACCCACUCUGUCACCCACUCUGUCACCCACUCUGUCACCCACUCUGUCACCCACUCUGUCACCCACUCUGUCACCCACUCUGUCACCCCACUCCGUCACCCUCUCCUUCACCCUCUUUGUGUUUGCUGCUAUGUGUGAUUUAUUUUCAAUUGCAGAAGAAAUUGGUCUCGUUGUAAUUCUGGCACUGUGAUGAUGGUGGUUUAUAGUUGGGUCUGUGUUCAGUGAAAGGAGGUGAUUGUUGUUUUUCUAUUCCCAUGCAGUUUUUUUAAUAGUUGACUUUUCUGUCGAUUUGUAUUUUUUUCUGCCAAAACAUUUUCAUAUUCAAAACAGAUGUUUGUGUUCAGUGGAGACCCAGGAAAAAUAACAGGGUAUUCCUGUAUUUGUAACAAUAGCAGUAAUCAGUAUUAGUCAGUCUUAAUCGAAACUAUGAUGCCUACUCCAAAAUGAAGUUAAUUUAUUUGCCAAAUCUCAACAGCGGUUUGUGAGACCUCAACAAAUCAUUUCAGAGAAUAACAAUAUGACAUACAGUGCAUUUUAAUGAAUUCAUAUUUGCCAAAUGAGUGAACUUUGCCAGGUGUGCGUCCCAAAUGGCAUCCUAUUCUCAUAGGGCUCUAGUCAAAAGUUGUGCACUAUGUAGGGAAUAGGGUACCAUUUUGGAUGGUGUCUACAUUGGUUCCAUGACCAGGGUUUACGCCCCCUAACAGUGUGAGAUCUUUUAAUGGUCUACAAUAACCAUUUAUGUAUAUUACUGGUGCUUUUGAUGCAAUAUCUUCAUAUAAUUGAUGUUUAUUCCAGACUAUCUAUUCUGCUUCCCAAACCAUGCAUGAACAAACCACUCCUCAUUAGUGUGAUAAUACGGCAGGUGUUUUUCAGACAGUCAACUAGUCUGUCUGUAUCGUCACUUCAGGCACAGGAGGUUGGUGGCACUUUAAUUGGGGAGGGACGGGGCUCGUGUUAAUGACAGGAGCGGAAUCAGUGGAAUGGUAUCAAAUGCGUCAAACACGUGGUUUCCAUGGUUUCCGUGGUUCCCAUGGUUUCCAGGUGUUGGAUGCCAUUCCAUUUGCUCCGUACAGGCCGUUAUUAUGAGCCGUUCUCCCCUCAGCUGCCUACACUGCUUUCAGGGUGGCAUCCGCUGCAUCUGUGUUUCAAAACAAUGACAAAUCUUAUGUUAAAACAACGUAUAGUUUGAUACAGUAUCUGGAGGGGGGGGGGGGUCUCCCCCUAAAGCAGAAUCCGCCAUGCCGUCUUGCCUUGAAAUGAAAGUAGCGAUCAAUUUCAAGGUGUGGCACAGCGUUGUGAAGUGUUGUGUUGUUUCUUGAUAAAGAGAAAAACCUUGCGGUCCCGAAUAGCGACCCAGGUACGAGACAACCCACCUUGCUGAACCAUGUGCCAAAGAGAUGAUGGUCAGUUUGUUUUUAUUGUGCUCCUCUGCUGCUGUCUCAGGCUGGCUAGACCAUCUCUCAGGCUAGACAAAAGCGCAGCAUGUCUUGUGCAUGUUUUGGCAAUCCCUAAUUUAAAAUCUAUAUGACAAAAGAAUUUGAGGAAUAGUGAAUGAUUGACCUGCUGAAAGAUUCACUCAAAUGCACUGUUAUGGUGUUAAACUCGGGACUACAAUAACAGCAGCAAAAAGUACAGGUAGGCUGGGGGUCCAGUACUGUCAGACAAAAGGAACUCUGGAUAAUAGCGCUACGAGUACAUAAAAAACCCACACAAUAGACAGAUUUGCUAUUUUUUAUCCAGUUUAUUCCAGAGUUUAUGUCUAAGAAGUAAAUGGAAGUAAUACUUUAAAAGUGUUUAAAAUAAUUAUUGUGAACAUUCCGUUUGGUUGAUAAUAGUGUCCUCCGUUUUCAUCGCAUCAUGUGAUUUCUGUAAGGUGUUUUUUCAAAUGUUUUAAGUAUGAAAAAUAUAUCAACCAGUAUUGACUUAUAUGGUUUCUAUAUAAGUAUUUUCAGAGAGAAUCCUGCUAUAGAAGUUGUUCUUCCAGAUUUUAAGAAGAGGCUUUGAGCGAUGGAUAAUGUUUCAGUGUAUUUCAGUAGUUAAAUGUAGCAUCGGCAGAUCUAAUUCAAACCGAGGCAGUGAUUCAAUCCAAGGCUGGUUGUAAGAGCAGUGCAUUGGACAGACACUGCACCUUUUUAAAAGGCAAUUUCUCUGACGUUCAAACGGUAACCGCUGUAAAUGACGUCAAAGUGGUCUGCUCUAUAACGUGCCUAGGAUUGAAUCACAGUCUCAGCAUCUAUUCAUUGUUUGAUGUUUUUCAUAUGUACAACUGUGAAUGCUAUAUUUGGAAUAUUGUAAUUGAUGGUUGACCUGAGAUAAUACAUAUUUCUAAUUCUCAGUAUUUCAAACUUAAAGUCCUAUAAAUGAUUUAUGUGAUGAAGCACAUUCAUUAAUCAAAUAUGUUAAUGUAACUUUGAAAAGCAACAAUUAGUGAGAGAUAAGCACAAUGGAUUCUUAAUAACAAUAUUUGUCAACCAGCAGACAAUGUAUUCGUGUGUCUCUUUAACUUGAUGUACCAAACCCCAAGAAAUGCCACACAAACAUGCCCGAACAAACCUUAAUUACUACAAAUUAAAAGUCAUACGUAAAUAUCAAUCAAUGUUUUACAGGCCUUCAGUCUAUCUGCCAAGUCAAUCUGCUGCAAUGUCAAUCUAGCCAAAGUGAUACAAAUACACUCAAGAGGAUGACGUCAUGACAGUUUACAGUCAUCUAAAUUAAAUGGGUAUUUUUAGGAAAAGGGUAUUCUGGAAUAAUGAUAUUUUAAUUAUUAUUUUUUUCAGUAUAUUUGGGAUGUUGUCAUGUCUAGACUAACUGGAUGAAAUAAAAGUCUCAAGAGGGUU
Messenger RNA from Oncorhynchus kisutch (coho salmon), 4593 nucleotides. RefSeq names its product sideroflexin-1. The record is from RefSeq and is a predicted model, not a curated record. Gene Ontology annotation, molecular function: monoatomic ion transmembrane transporter activity. The transcript is spliced from 12 exons. Bases 219 to 1187 code for a protein of 322 amino acids. Gene Ontology annotation, cellular component: mitochondrial inner membrane. Gene Ontology annotation, biological process: serine import into mitochondrion; monoatomic ion transport. Lineage: Eukaryota; Metazoa; Chordata; Actinopteri; Salmoniformes; Salmonidae.